AUGACUGGGGGCAUGGGGAGUGGUAGUCUGAUGAGCGCACGAGGGUACGACAGUGAUGCCCAGUGCAUUGGGAGUCCCCAGCAUGCCGACCAUGUGAGAGCUUCGCCCAGAAGCCCGGGGGUUCGCAGGAUGGGGUUGCAUGAUCUAAUAGAGUACAGCCGUGAGCGAAAUGACUUGGAGAUGUGGGCGGGUGCCAACAGCCAUGAUCAGUCCGACGUCCUGGGAACUCCCUUUGGUAUGCAUUAUAUACCCACGCCACCAGGAAGUUUGAGAGGGCGUACAGCUCACCCCGACUCUGCAGCCGAAGCCACGGGUAGCCAUUCAGUGUCUUCAUUCAAAGAUGAACGGUCGGGCGAGCAAAACACCUUCACCAAAUCUUUCCCUAGUCUUCACGCUAGUCAAGAAGAAAAUCAAAAACAUCUCCGAUCUCGAGAAUGCCUUAAAGGCAGCAGUAGAGGUGAGAACCUCCAGAAUGUUAUGGCUGAAUGGGCUCAGUACACGGGAUCAGAUCGUAAUGAUUAUCGUGCGGCAUCCUCGACAUCGCUAGCUAGGGCAGAUCCGGGCAUUAUGACUUCUAAAACACGACAACCAACAAGCUCUUCCGGUACACACUCCGAGAGUCGAGUACCACAUCUUGGUGAUCUUGACCUUUCACACAGGCUCGCGGGGACAAGCAUGGGGUCCGGGCCGCCAUCGGCUAAUCCAUCCAUGUCGGAACUUCCACGUCCAAAUAGGUAUGGGCCACAAAUGGCAUCGCAAGAAAAUUUUCAAGCUCAUGAGAGAUCUGGAACAUCGACAAUCGGGAGUUCCGAGCCCCAUAAGCAAGCUACGUCUCAUCAACAAGAUGCGUCUUCUUUCUAUUCGCGCCAAAGCAGUAAUCCCUCACGGGGAGCAUCUGCUGUUCAAUCGCUGAGAGUUCAUGCUGCGAAUGCAAUGGAUAGCCUACCCAAUAUCCAUGCACAAAUGGCAGCUGAGACAGGCUCGGUCCAAAAUGAACAAGAACCAGUUGCCGAGGUUCUGAAAAGCAAGUUUGUUGAGCAACUUGAUGCGGCAAACUGGGAAUCGCCCCAGGUUCAUGGAAUUUUCAAUGACCGCAACGGUGCUGUACCACAGCGAAGAGUCAGUCCCGGCUGGAUGACCGGGGGCCGGCGAAUGGGAUAUGGGUAUAGCUUGGUGGAUAAUGCUGAGGCUCACCCAUCAGCAGUUGGAGGGAACGACAGUCCACAUCCGAACGGGAGUUGGCACAGAGACACCUCGGGGGCUAGGUCUAGCAGCGGACAGUCUCCUUCGAACAAAAGUCCUACCAAUGCCACAGGGGAGCCCGUUUUGACACCAACAAUGUGGGCCAAAAUGAAGAGCCAUUCAGUUCGAGGUGAUCGUCACGCACCACUGGCAGUGGAUUUGGCAGGUGGAGGGAUGGAUGCAGACGAAGCCCACCGCGCAAGAUCAAGUCACGCGCAACACAUCGAGUCGCCAACUUCUAUAAAAUCGCCAACUUCUAUAAAGUCGCCGACUUCUGCAAAGACGCCAACCUCUGCAAAGACACCAACCUCUGCCAGGAGCUUUUAUAUCGAAGACGUCGACGAAACUUUCUUGAGUCGAUGGGCGAAAGUCAGCCGGUCCACACGCAAACAGCCACAACCAGGCAUAUACCACGAUCCAACUCAUGGGCAUAGUGACUAUACUUCAAACACUUCGCCACUUGGUGAACGUCGCUUCUCGGCGGAUGAAGCCAACCGCCAGCCCUCUGUGUACUUCGAUCCAUCCAAUGGCAGGAGUGCAGACAAACAAAACGGGGAACCCUCACGCUCUCGUAGUAGGCGUUGGGUACCAACAUUUUCCAGAAACAGGGAAAGCAAGAAACGCUCAAACCUCCCCCAAAAGAACCAUCUGAGGAAUCGCCAGUACCGUAUCAAGAGCGCCCGUCGAGUGACCUGGGACGAGCAAACUCCACCAGAAGCGAUAUGGCCGAGGAGCUGGCGAGCGCCUAUCAGGAGUGCAUUGGGAUGCCCGGGGCCUUUUAUGGAAGCCGGUGGGCGAGCCGAACAAGCCUAG
Molecule: messenger RNA, 2055 nt
Organism: Penicillium verrucosum
Lineage: Eukaryota; Fungi; Ascomycota; Eurotiomycetes; Eurotiales; Aspergillaceae
Exons: 1
Coding region: 1-2055 (684 amino acids)
Source: RefSeq, a predicted model, not a curated record